GGGCGGGUCCAGCCGGCUGCAGCGGCUCCCGGUAAGUGUCGGCGGCGGCUCCGCUCCGCUCCGCUCCGGCCCUGCGCGGCCCCGGCCCGGCUGCUGCCCCGGCCGCGCCGUCGGGAGCGCUUCUCCCUUCCCCUCCCUUCCCCGUGGGAAGCAGCCCCCCCGCCCCCGGCGCGGCCCGUUGGUUGUUUUAUUUUUUCUUUUAAAAGCAGCACCGCGUGGGGAAGGUGAAAAGGAGCUGACACAGGAAGCGCCGCGACCGCUUCUCGUGGCGUUGACUCAGGCCGUCUCGCCUCCGUCCGCAGAGCUGGCCGCAGGCUCGGGGGCUGCGGGGUGGGAAGGGGGAGGAGGGCUGCAGGUGUAAUCAAUAAAUGACUCGUGUUUCGUUAACUGUUCAGGGCCUGGAUUCCGCCCCGGAGGCUGAGAUGUAUCCCAGGAUAAAAAAGCUCGUGCUCUACACCUUUUCGAUUGUGCUGCUGGCAUGUUUCUUUUACAUGAAGAAGGAUGUUAACUUGGCAGCAUCGUCGGGAGACCAGAAAGUGGAUGCAUCGAAUCUCAAGCCUAAGCCUUUGGUUCCGGACCGUGUUGAACCCAGCAGGUGUUUGCCAAACCUGACCAUUGCCAAUUCUUCUCUCGCCCUCCCGGAGCUUCACCGCCUCUUCUUAACAUACAAGCACUGCCGGAUCUUCUCCACGCUGCUGAAGCCCUCCAGGUGCAGCAGAGAGACCUUCCUGCUGCUGGCAGUUAAGUCUUCCCCCAUCAACAUAGAGCGGCGGGUGGCGAUCAGGAACACGUGGGGGAAGGAGGUGUCUAUUGGCAGCAAACGCAUCCGGCUGGUGUUCCUUCUGGGGCGCUCGGAGGCCAGAGUCCAAGCGCACCCCCUGCACCAGCUGCUGGCUUACGAGAGCCGAGAGUUUGACGACAUUGUGCAGUGGGAUUUCACUGAUGACUUCUUCAACCUGACCCUCAAGGAGCUGCACUUCCUCCGCUGGUUCAUGGAGGACUGCCCGCAUGCCCGCUUUGUGCUCAAGGGCGAUGACGAUGUCUUCGUCAACACUUACAACAUUGUCGAGUUCCUCCGAGAACUGGACCCGGAACAGGAUCUCUUUGUUGGCGAUGUGAUCGCCAAGGCCCGGCCCAUCAGAAACACCAAGGUCAAAUACUUUAUUCCAGGGUCCAUGUACAGAGACCCCUACUAUCCUCCGUAUGCUGGUGGGGGUGGCUACGUGAUGUCUAGAGAGACCGUGCGCCGCCUGCGCAGCACAGCAGAGGACACGGAGCUCUUCCCAAUAGACGACGUCUUUGUGGGAAUGUGUCUGGCAAAGAUGGCAGUGACCCCGAAGAACCACCCUGGCUUUAAGACUUUUGGGAUCCAGAGACCUUUUAACCCUUUUGAUCCGUGCUUGUACAAAGAACUGAUGAUUGUGCACAAACUAAACCCCACUGAGAUGUGGAUCAUGUGGACUCUGGUCAAGGAUGACAGCCUUCGGUGUGCGGUAUCGGUAGUGCAGCCCUAGAGAAGGGCUUGGAAAGGAGGCCCCCGGCGAGCACCGGGGAGCGUUGACUGGCGACGAAUACAGGGUACUUAAACUAAAAAUCAGGUUGUGGUAGAAACAUGUCCUCUGCUAACAGAUUGUACUUGAGCCACAGGGUGUUGUUUUGCAAUAAGUCCUUUUCUGUUGGUGGGUUACUGAAGUGGUUAAUUGUCAUGGGAAGGGGAUGGGACGGGACUGGCAGCUCGUGGAUGUGGUUAGACGCAGUACCGAGACCUCUUUGCUCAGUUCCUCCCAGGCGGCUGGAGCCAGGGAAAGUCACAGCUGCCUGGUAGCUAGUCACAGGUGAAGGGAGCGAGGUGCCACCCCCGGGGGAGGUCCUGCGGCACUGAGGCUGCUGCUGGCCUGCCAGGCUCCUGGAGGAAAGCUGGUGAGGAUCAAUGAGUGACAGAGCACUUGAAAUCACCUCUAACCUCUUGAAAUCAAGGCAACAGUGGAAGAAAGACCGGUGCAUGCUGCUGGCUCCACUGCGCUGCAAUCCCACCGUCCCUGGCUAGAAAUCCUGCAGGUCCUACUGGGCGGCAGGAGAAAGGGAAGGGCGUGGGGGAAAAAUGCCUCCGAAAUUUAGUGCCUUAACACAGCAGGGUAGUCCAAGGGCUUGGAUUCCUAUGUGAGCCCUUUGGAUUUUACAGAAGUCUCUUACACGUAUACUUCCACUCGAAACUUCUGCACGACACACUUUCUGGUUGAGUUUGAGAGGGGAAGUUUGUCUCGAAUAAUCAGUGUUAAUUGUAACCAUCGUGGCUGUAGCUUUUGCUGUUGUGUGGGCAGUGUUGGGUGUUUGUUCUUUCUCUCUCUCUUUUUUUUUUUUUUUGUGUGUGUUGGGUUUAAAUAAAACAGAGUUUUGAAAGUCUUUA
Molecule: messenger RNA, 2407 nt
Organism: Dromaius novaehollandiae (emu)
Lineage: Eukaryota; Metazoa; Chordata; Aves; Casuariiformes; Dromaiidae
Gene: B3GNT4
Product: UDP-GlcNAc:betaGal beta-1,3-N-acetylglucosaminyltransferase 4
Exons: 1
Coding region: 369-1514 (381 amino acids)
Cellular component (GO): Golgi membrane
Molecular function (GO): N-acetyllactosaminide beta-1,3-N-acetylglucosaminyltransferase activity
Source: RefSeq, a predicted model, not a curated record